Molecule: messenger RNA, 1791 nt
Organism: Solanum stenotomum
Lineage: Eukaryota; Viridiplantae; Streptophyta; Magnoliopsida; Solanales; Solanaceae
Product: carotene epsilon-monooxygenase, chloroplastic
Exons: 9
Coding region: 52-1707 (551 amino acids)
Biological process (GO): carotenoid biosynthetic process
Cellular component (GO): chloroplast
Molecular function (GO): heme binding; iron ion binding
Source: RefSeq, a predicted model, not a curated record
AUGAAUGUCUGAAAUUCCACUUUACAUAUUUGCUUCUCCUUCACCAUCACCAUGCCAUUUUCGGUCACCAUUUCUUCCUUCUCUCUUCUCACUAACCCCACCACCCACCCCCACCACCGGACCACCGUGCUCCGCCCAAAAAACCCACUUCAAAAUCGUUCACAACUCACCAUUAAAUCCUCCAUUGACAACAAGAAACCACCUUCAACUAAGCCCACUUCAUGGGUCAGUCCAGAUUGGCUUACUAAACUUACCAGGUCACUUACUUUAGGCCAAAAUGAUGAUUCUAACAUACCCAUUGCGAGUGCUGAGCUUGAUGAUGUUUCUGAACUUUUGGGUGGUGCUCUUUUUCUUCCAUUGUUUAGAUGGAUGAAUUUGUAUGGACCUAUUUAUCGUCUUGCUGCUGGACCGAGGAAUUUUGUUAUUGUUAGUGAUCCUGCUAUUGCUAAGCAUGUUUUGAAGAAUUAUGGAAAGUAUGGUAAAGGGCUUGUUGCUGAGGUUUCUGAGUUUUUGUUUGGUUCUGGUUUUGCCAUUGCAGAAGGUCCUCUUUGGACGGCAAGGCGAAGGGCUGUGGUUCCAUCUCUUCACAAGAAGUACUUGUCAGUAAUAGUUGAUCGGGUCUUUUGCAGAUGUGCUGAGAGAAUGGUGGAGAAACUUUUACCUAAUGCAAUUUCUGGCUCUGCAGUGAAUAUGGAGGCAAAGUUUUCUCAACUAACACUUGAUGUUAUUGGUCUUGCACUCUUCAAUUACAAUUUUGAUUCCCUUACUACUGACAGUCCAGUUAUUGAUGCAGUAUACACUGCAUUAAAAGAAGCAGAGCUCCGUUCAACUGAUUUGUUGCCAUAUUGGCAGAUCAAAGCUUUAUGUAAAUUCAUCCCACGACAAAUAAAGGCUGAAAAUGCAGUUUCAUUAAUCAGACGAACAGUUGAAGAACUCAUUGCAAAGUGCAGAGAGAUUGUAGAAUCUGAGGGUGAGAGGAUUAAUGAAGAUGAGUACGUGAAUGAUAGAGAUCCAAGCAUCCUUCGAUUUUUGCUUGCUAGCCGUGAGGAGGUUUCAAGUGUACAACUUCGAGAUGAUCUUCUAUCAAUGCUAGUUGCUGGGCAUGAAACCACAGGUUCAGUUUUGACUUGGACGGCAUACCUGCUGAGUAAGGAUCCUUCCUCUUUGGAAAAAGCACAUGAGGAAGUAGAUGGAGUUUUGGGAGGACGCUCUCCGACCUAUGAAGACAUGAAGAAUCUCAAGUUCUUAACGCGGUGCAUAACUGAGUCACUCAGACUCUAUCCGCAUCCACCUGUCCUAAUAAGAAGAGCUCAAGUAGCUGAUGUCCUCCCCGGGAAUUACAAAGUCAAUGCUGGUCAAGAUAUAAUGAUUUCGGUAUAUAACAUUCAUCAUUCUUCAGAGGUAUGGGAUAGAGCUGAAGAAUUUGAUCCUGAAAGGUUCGACUUGGAAGGUCCCGUCCCAAAUGAAACGAAUACUGACUUUAGAUUCAUUCCGUUUAGUGGAGGGCCACGAAAAUGCGUUGGUGAUCAAUUUGCCUUGUUGGAAGCUACAGUUGCUCUUGCGAUAUUUGUACAGAACUUCUCAUUCGAGUUGAUUCCAGAUCAAACUAUUAGCAUGACUACUGGAGCAACCAUUCAUACGACAAACGGUUUAUACAUGAAAGUGAAGCAAAGGGAAAAAGUAUCUGUUUUGGCUGCUGCACUGUAAAUUUUGUCACAGGAGAAAAGUUAUCUUGAUUCUUUGAACAUUAUAUACAUCUUUGGUAGACUAUGAGAAUCAUCAUUAUUGCAU